Messenger RNA from Clavispora lusitaniae ATCC 42720, 1566 nucleotides. It is a transcript of the gene IMH3, whose product is annotated as IMP dehydrogenase. Gene Ontology annotation, cellular component: cytoplasm. NCBI's taxonomy places the organism in Eukaryota, Fungi, Ascomycota, Pichiomycetes, Serinales, Metschnikowiaceae. Gene Ontology annotation, biological process: GTP biosynthetic process. The record is from RefSeq and is a predicted model, not a curated record. Gene Ontology annotation, molecular function: IMP dehydrogenase activity.
AUGGUUUUGGACUGCUCUUCUGCUACUUCUCACUUGAAAACUUAUCCUAAGAAGGACGGUUUGGAUAUUCGUUCGUUGAUCGAUUCCUCUAACUUUGGUGGUUUGACUUACAAUGACUUUUUGAUUUUGCCAGGUUUGAUCAACUUUCCAUCUUCUGAAGUUAGCUUGGACUCUAAGUUGACUAAGAAGAUUACUUUGAAAUCUCCUUUCUUAUCUUCUCCUAUGGACACUGUCACGGAGGAGAAUAUGGCUAUCCACAUGGCCUUGUUGGGUGGUAUCGGUAUUAUUCACCAUAACUGCAGUGCUGAAGAACAGGCUGCUAUGGUCAAGAAGGUCAAAAAGUACGAGAAUGGCUUUAUUAGUGACCCAGUUGUCGUCUCCCCAUCUGUCACUGUUGGUGAAAUCAAGAAGAUGAAGGAGAGAAUUGGUUUUUCUUCUUUCCCUGUUACUGAAAAUGGUAAAACUGGAGGCAAACUUGUUGGAAUUGUUACUUCCCGUGAUGUUCAAUUCCAUGACGAUGAUUCUACUCCAGUGUCUGAAGUUAUGACUAAGGAUUUGAUUACAGGUAAGCAAGGCAUUACCUUGACUGAAGGUAACUCUCUUUUGAGAAGCUCCAAGAAAGGAAAGUUGCCUAUCGUGGACUCUGAAGGUAACUUAGUGUCUUUGAUUUCCUUGACUGAUUUGCAGAAGAACCAAUCAUACCCAGACGCUUCGAAAUCUUUCCACUCUAAGCAAUUGUUGUGUGGUGCCGCUAUCGGUACCCUUCCAGCUGACAGAGAAAGAUUGGACAAGUUGGUUGAAGCCGGCUUAGAUGUUGUUGUUUUGGACUCUUCUAACGGUUCCUCUAUUUUCCAAUUGGACAUGAUCAAGUGGAUCAAGAACAAAUACCCAGACUUGGAAGUUAUCGCCGGUAAUGUUGUCACUAGAGAACAAGCUGCUCUUUUGAUUGAAGCAGGUGCCGAUGGAUUGAGAAUUGGUAUGGGUUCUGGUUCCAUCUGUAUCACCCAGGAGGUUAUGGCCUGUGGCAGACCACAAGGAACUGCUGUUUUCAACGUUUGCGAAUUUGCUAAGCAAUUUGGUGUUCCAUGUAUUGCUGAUGGUGGUAUUGGAAACAUUGGUCAUAUUGCUAAGGCUUUAGCUUUGGGUGCUUCUUGUGUUAUGAUGGGAGGUUUGUUGGCUGGUACCUCUGAGACUCCAGGUGACUACUUCUACCGUGACGGACAAAGAUUGAAGACUUACCGUGGUAUGGGAUCCAUCGAUGCUAUGCAACAAACUUCCACCAAUGCCAACGCUUCCACAUCUCGUUACUUCUCUGAGUCUGACAAGGUUUUGGUCGCUCAAGGUGUUUCAGGUUCGGUUAUUGACAAGGGUUCCAUCACAAAGUUUGUUCCAUACUUGUUCAACGGUUUGCAACACUCUUUGCAAGACAUUGGUGUCAAAUCUGUUGAUGAAUUGAGAGAGAAGGUUUACGAAGGAGAAGUCAGAUUUGAGUUUAGAACUGCUUCCGCCCAAUUAGAAGGUGGUGUCCAUGGUUUGCACUCCUACGAGAAGAAGUUGCACAAUUAA